AUGAAGCCUUUAAUAGAUUUUGAUGAGUGCCUCAGAGAUUCCCCAAAAUUUAGGGAACAGCUGGAGACUGAGGAAGCUAGCAUCGAAGCUUUAGAACAAAAGCUUGACAAAGUUCUUAAGUCUUGUUCUGUUAUGAUCGAGUCGGGUAAAAUUUAUAUGACUCAAAGAAGCACAUUCACAAAUGCACUGUGGGACUUGACAAGCAGUUUCUCAGAAGAUGCAACUGUCCAAUCAGCUUUGAACCGCAUGAUCCAUGCUUUACAAGAAAUGACUAAGUUUCAUUCCAUACUACUGGAUCAGGCUUCUAGGACUGUACUAAAGAAUCUCUCUGCAUUUAUUAAAGUAGAUAUCAAGGGUGUGAAAGAAAGCAAACAUCACUUUGAUAAAAUCUCCAAUGAUCUUGAUAUAGCUUUAAAUAGAAAUUCGCAGGUAUCGCGUCAUAAACCUAUGGAUGUUGAGGAGGUUGUGAAUCUCUUGUUGGCGACGCGUUCCUGUUUCCGACAUACUGCCUUAGACCAUGUUCAGAAAAUUACUAUGCUUCAAGUCAGACGCCGACAUGAAAUACUUGCAACAUUCCUGUCAUAUUUGCAAGCGUGCUGCACUUACCACCAUCAAGGUGCUGAUUUAUCUGAAGACUUAGAACCAUUCCUCAAAUCAAUUGCAGACGAGAUUGCAACAAUGCGUAACGAUACAAAAAUACUCGACAAGGAGAUGGAAAAUCGGCAUACAAUAGUCAAUAGUAAGGAUACGGUUUUACCAAGUUGUAAAUCCGUCGCUAGCGAAAGGGAUAGCAAAGAUGGCUUAAUGAGCACUCCUUGUUUGAAAAAUAUGCCCCGAAUGCAAGGAUAUUUGUUUAAAAGGACAUCGAAUGCGUUUAAAUCGUGGAAUCGGCGUUGGUUCUAUCUGUACGACAAUCGUCUCGUGUAUAGGAAAAGAACGGGUGAAUUAAAUGUUACGGUGAUGGAGGAGGACUUAAGGCUAUGUACAGUCAAACCAGUGCACGAUGGCGAGAGGAGAUUUUGUUUUGAAGUUUUGUCACCAUCAAAAAGUCACAUGCUCCAAGCUGAUUCAGAGGAAAUGCUCAAUUCGUGGAUAACGGCUCUCCAGAAUGGGAUAAGGGCGGCCAUACAGCAAGGACAGAGUAGAGACAAUCCCGACUCGCAAAUGGUCCUCGUGCCGGAUGACACUCGGACAGCAAGUAAUAGGCAUAGUGUUGCCACCCCAGCUAUGAAGAAAAUCAGAAUUUGGGAGCAAUUGCUCAGUAUACCGGGGAACAAUUACUGCUGCGACUGCGGCAGCCCCAACCCGCGCUGGGCGAGUAUUAACCUGGGAAUAACAUUGUGUAUAGACUGUUCGGGUGUUCAUCGCUCGUUAGGCGUUCACGUCAGUAAAGUGAGGUCACUUACGUUAGACGACUGGGAGCCAGAUAUUAUAAAGGUAAUGGCAGAAUUAGGUAACAAAAUAGUCAAUUUAAUAUAUGAAGCCAAUACAGAAGGCACUACCAUCACAAGGGCCACACCUGAUUGUGAAGCGUCAGUGCGUGAGGCGUGGAUAAGGGCAAAGUAUGUGAAGCUGGAGUUUGUGAAGAACAUUGUAAGCAGUAUGACAGACUCCAUACAGGAGUCGCCCUUGAGAAACGGCAGGCGGUGGUCGGUGCGUCGCGCCAGGCGGAGAGUUCGUGUUCCGCCAUCUGUACCUGAGACAAUUAAAGAUGAAAAAAGUGACGCGAAUAGUAACACAAGUGUAUCCGAGAGCUCGACGAAGUCGGACGGCAGUCCCGUGCUGCUGAUCGGCACCGAGCUGUCCGGCGAGCGCCCCGUCGACCUCGGCCUGCCCUCCGACCACGACUCCACAGAGGGAGAGGAUGACGAUUUGGGUGCGGAGGACAUAUCCCUGCUGUCGGCGGAGGCGGUGCUGGCGCGGGCGGCGCGCGCGCACAACGUGUGCGUGAUGCGCGCGGCGCUGGCGGCCGGCGCCGACGCCAGCCGCGCCGGCGCGCGCGCGCGCACGCCGCUGCACGCCGCCGUGCUCAGCGGUUCAGUAAUGGCAUGCUCAUUUUUGUUACUCAACGGCAGUAAGUUAAACGCUCAAGAUGAAGACGGAAUGACGCCGCUGCAUCUCGCCACGGAGGCGGGUCACACUGGACAGGUGUGCCUCCUGCUCCGCUACCGCGCGGACCAGUCGCUGGCCGACGGCGCGGGCCGCACGCCGCUCGACAUAGCCGUGGCGCACGCCAACGCUGAUAUCGUCACAUUGUUGAGACUAACAAAGCUGAACGAGGAGAUGCGCGAGAGCGAGAUGUCCUCCAACGACGACACGUACAACGAGGUGUUCCGCGACUACACGCAGCUGGCGCACUCGCACCCCGAGCGCCUCGUGCGCGCCAAGCACAACAACAAUGACGGUGAACAAGCUAGUGAA
Brenthis ino (lesser marbled fritillary) is the source of this 2421-nucleotide messenger RNA. Lineage: Eukaryota; Metazoa; Arthropoda; Insecta; Lepidoptera; Nymphalidae. The record is from the annotation of a GenBank genome assembly.